UCUACAGAAGAACUCCGGGGCAGAGUGUGGCGCCAAAGCGUAUGUCACGCUGAACAGCCAUCAAACACGAAGAAGAAGAAGCCGUCUCCAUUUUUAGUUUUUCAGGGAGAGACGCCAGGGAUCUGUUCGGUGUCGAAACGGAGGUCGAAGAAGAAACAGGAUAUCAGUCGCAAACAUGUGGGAUGGACCAGGGCCAGGACCAAGACAACGAGGAGGACCCGCCUUUCGUGGCAAUCAACGUGGAGAAAUGUUUGGGGGCAGAGAUCACCCCAUGCCUAAUUUUAGAGGUAGAGAUGACAUGAAUAUGGGUUCUAUGGGUCUCAUGGGCCCAAGACCUCUGGAUCUGCCUCCUAUGGACAUGAGAAGGAUGGAUGGACCACCCCCGAGAGGCCGUAGUAUGGAGCCAUGUGAUAUGAGGGGUAGAGAGCCAAACAGGGAGGCCAUGAGAUGGGGAGAAAAACCAGAUUUCAGCCUCAGAAAGCAAUUUGAAAAUUCCAUCAGGGAAAAAUUGAUCAACAACACUGGUUUCAUGGGCCCAAACAGGAAUGAAUCGGACAUGGAGGGAAGGGGUAAAGCCCCUUGGGAUCAACACAACAAAUUUAAUGAUAUAAGAGAAAGAGACUCGUUCCAUCCCAACAUGCCACAGUUCAAUAAUCCCAAUGGUGAAGGAAGAAGAGGGUUUCCAACUGAUCGAAUGAAUACACAGGAUGGGUUUAGAGACAUGCAUGAAUUACCUCCUAUGGGUUCUGGAGAAGGUGAUCGGUAUAAUAUGAACUUUCCCCCACAUGAAAGGAGAAGAAUGGACUUUGACAGAAGGGGAGGGCCGCCGCCUUUUAAUCCAAGAGGUGAAUUUGAUUCAGAUAUGGACUUCAGAAAUCGCCCAGAAUCAUCAGGUGACUUUAGAGCUAGAGACCGAUCACCCUUAAGGUUUGGCAGUAAUGUUGGCUCAGUGGAUCAUAGGGGUUCAGAUAUGUCCUCAGUUGCUCCUGGCCCGCAACGAUUAGGAUUUACAGGUGCUGAUGAUGCCUCCAGAGAUAGGACAUGUCAAGAGCCAAGUGGUAGCCCCCUCAUGGAUUAUCGAUGUGGCGAAGAGAUGACUCUUGCUGAAGAAUGGAAGAACCGACAAAAGGAUAAAACCUCUUUUGUGAAUGCACCAAAAGGUAUUGGAGAAAUAUGUGAACCAAACUUUCCUGUAGGGUUUGGUAGAGAUGUUAAUGUUCGAGAUCCACUGUCUUUUCAAGAAAGAGGAAGGCCAUCUGGUGAGUUUCCAAGAAAUGAUAUCCGCUUUCCGCGUGAUGGCCACUUUCCUGUCAACAACUCUCCACAAAUUGGUGGGAAUUGCCCACAAGAAAAUCAGCCUUUGGAGAGAGGUCGCUUCACUGCACCAUUUGGUAGAAGUAAUGACGGUAAACGUUGGCUUGAAGAAAGGCAUCCAAAGGAUAAUCAAAAUAAAUCACAGGAGAGGAGUGAGGAGCCGAAUGAACGUUUUAAAGGGUUGGAAGACAGUCCAUGUGCCACUGGGGGUAAGAUGGGUCAUGAUUUUCAAAGCAGCAGCACCGUGCAGGUCAAAGAUCAAGACUACAGAGACAUCGAUUACAGAACUGGGUCUGUGGGAACGUUUGAUUACAAACGUGAUGAGCUUCCACCAACAGAGAAACUGAUUCCUGAGUCCAAACCUAUCCCACCUUCAAAAUUUAGUCAAUCUGGUUGUCAGGACCAAGAUUACAGGAGUGCGUCAGUGGAAGAGAAGGUGUCCAAUACAAUAUCCAUCAUUGGUAUUCCAAAGACCGCAACGAUGGAGCAGAUCCUUGGCGCCUUUGUGGUCCGUGAUGGGGCUCCUUUGCAGGGGAUGAAAGUCAAAAAUGUUGUGCCAGGUUACAGCUACGAUACCGCCUAUGUGGAGUUUUUAAACCUCGAGGAUGCUGUCCACUUCAUGGAGUCCAACAAGGGAUCUCUAAAGGUUGGCACUAGAACAGCGUCCAUGAAAUUCGUCCAACCAGAAAAGCACGAACGAGUCCAUGAAUUAGUUCCCAAACCCCAGGACCCCCAGUUGCCCCCAUCAGAUGUACCGUCAGAGAACUUUAACACUAACCCGAGUGACACCCAACCUAGAGCUCCUGUGGACCCACUGCCCCAUGACCUAUGGCCCCGCAACUCUGACCUGACUCCAGAGGCUUGGCAGCAGCAGGUGGAUCAGCAGCAGCAACAGCAGCAGCAAGACAGGGAGCAGCAGGGAGAGUCCUGGGGAGGUCACGGCCAUCCUCCCCAAAACCCCCUCCACACUGGAUCAGUCUUUAAAGACAGUAAAACUAUGAUUAUAAAGAACGUGAAGGCCACCACCACAGUAGAGACCAUCCUCAAGGCCUUGGAUCCCUACGCCUACCUGGAUGAAAGAAAUGUGCGUCUAGUCAAGGGCAAGACACCUGGAGCCAAGUGCUUCUGCUUCGUGGAUAUGGAUUCACACGAGCAAGUGACACGUCUGGUUGAGCUGCUCACCAAACCCAGACCGCUCUACGUCGAUGGAGUCAGAGUUUACGCCGAGGUUGCUAAACCCCUGAAAAACCAGAAUUUAAGGAGAGAUUUUGACAAGCCUAACACGUCUAUUCUUGGGUGUCCACCUGAGCCCAGCAUGGUGGGGCUGCAUCAGUUCUCCCAACCUCAGCAGUAUUCUCUCCCUCCACCUGCUGCUCCUGUUGCUCCUGCUGUAACACCAGGUCAGUUAAUGGGUGGAACCAACCUGUCCUCAGAUCUGGGCGUGAACCAGGGACAUGGCUACGCCGAGAGUCAAACCAUGGAUCCGUCUUUUCACACCGGUGGAUCUCAGGCGCCCACAGAGUCGACCAGUAUGGCUGCCACGGCAGAUGAACCGCAGACGUACGGCAGCGGUUCUGAAGUCCCAGACAUGUCCAGCUAUUUAUACGACUCCACUUCAGGAUUCUACUACGACCCCGAGACAACUCUGUAUUAUGACCCCAACUCUAGGUAUUUCUACAAUGCUCAAACUCAGGACUACCUGUACUGGGAUCCAGUGUCGAAGACGUACGUUCCGGUUCCAGCAGGCAGCUCUGCAGAGACGCCGUCGGUGACUAUGACGGCUGAAGAUCGAGCCAUUCUCUCCAACCCGGCUGCAGACGCUCCCUUAGAAAUGAGGAAGUCGUCUGCACUGUCUCCCCCUGGAACAGAUCCAGCUCACCCGUCCGCUCCAGAGGCCGCCUCCGUUUCUGCAACGACUCCUGAGAAGAAGGAGGACGAGGAGUCUGUGAAGAAGGACAAGGAAGACAAGCCCAAGAGUCUUGCUGCCGUCAAGAUCAUGAAGGAUAUGGAGCGUUGGGCCAAAAUUCAGAAUCGUCAAAAGGAAAGUGUCCGAUCCCCAUCGCCCGUGCUGAAGACCGGAAUGGACGAUGACAAGAAGCAGUCCAAGUCGGCUGAUGCUGCUUUCGCCAUCUUUGAGAGAAAGGUCUCUGGUGGUGACGAUCUUUUUAAGAAGCCCAUGGCUCCACCGAAGAAAGAUGAAAAGUCUAAGCGUCCAAUGGGCUCCCUGGGAUUGUUGGUAUCAGAUUACGGUGCCGGCAGUGAUGAAGAGGUUGAAGAGGACAGAGAGGAAGAUGUUAAGAACAGUCAGAACAGUCAAGCCUUUCAGUCUAAAGACAAAGAAGACAAACUGACAGACUGGAAGAAAAUGGCCUGUUUACUGUGUAGAAGGCAGUUCCCCAACAAGGACGCUCUGAUCCGACACCAGCAGCUGUCCGACCUGCACAAACAAAAUAUGGAAAUCCACCUAAAGAUCAAGAGGUCGAAGAAAGAGCUGGAGGCACUCGAAAACCAGGAGAGAGAGGUAAAGAAAACCUUCAAGAUGAACGUUAAAGAAACAAGAUCGCCAGAGCAGAAGAGAAAAAAACACCACCAGCAUCAGCAGCACUGGGCUGAAGGCCCUCGCGAAGGAAGAGGAGUCAGUGAGAGGCCUGGGUUAGGAGCCGAACCCGUUCAGAAGAAAAAGAAAGAACCCGUUGUUUGGGACAGCGGCGCCUACAAGCAGCUUUGUCGCAAGGCCAUGUACGCCCGGUUCAAAGAACUGGAGUGAACAAUGUUCAAACCUGAUUUAUGAAAUAUGAAGGACAUGGGGUCACGAGGAGUCACUGCAACCUCCCCCCCCCCCCCCCCCCCCACCC
This is a messenger RNA of Cynoglossus semilaevis (tongue sole), 4169 nucleotides long. It is a transcript of the gene rbm6, whose product is annotated as RNA binding motif protein 6. NCBI's taxonomy places the organism in Eukaryota, Metazoa, Chordata, Actinopteri, Pleuronectiformes, Cynoglossidae. Gene Ontology annotation, cellular component: nucleus. The transcript is spliced from 23 exons. Gene Ontology annotation, biological process: mRNA splicing, via spliceosome. The record is from RefSeq and is a predicted model, not a curated record. Bases 176 to 4081 code for a protein of 1301 amino acids. Gene Ontology annotation, molecular function: RNA binding.